AGAGCCGCUGCCGGAGGUUUGCAGAGACGCAGCAGCAGCGGGCAGAGUCCAGGCUGGGCUGGGCUGGGCUGGGAGGCGGUGACUGGAUGCGAGCGGAAAAGUGAGUUGAGCAAGAGAAAGAAAAUGUCAGAUCAUGCCCGAGCCAGGUUGAUGAAACAUAACAGCAGAAGCAGACCCCUCCUCUGCACUUACUGUGCCAACUUCCCGCAAGAAAUAAAGGAACCAGCUCACUUCAGAGAAGGUGCGCCGCACUUUGCAACGUCUGAAACCCUCUCCCAGAGGCACUGCUGAAAGGGCUGAGCCACACACUGAAAGAGCCAUGGAGGAGCAGAGGAGGCCCAGGAAGCUGGGCUCAAGCCGACGAAAGCAGCUGCGAGACGUGUUUGGUGGUGCAAAGACAUCCCCAAUCCUGGAGGAGGAGCCGUUCCCACCCGAAAUAAUGGAAAAGAUUCAGGAUUUCUUCCAGGAAUGUGACAAGGACCAGAAAGGUUUUAUCACACGCGCCGACAUGCAGAAACUGAAAAAAGAGGAUUUCCCAUGCAGCGCAGAGGAGCUGGAGCUGGUCUUUGAUGGUCUCGAUACCGACAGGAACGGAUAUUUAACUACAGAGGAAUUCACCACAGGGCUCGAGCAGUUCCUGAGCUUGCAGACCACAACAAGGCAGCACAGGAGGAGGAAGACAGCUUCCAGGAGGGUGUACAUGUCCCGCAUGGACUACUCCCUGGAGGAAGCAGACAGCGAGGAAAGAAAAUGCUUCAGAGCAUUCAUGGACCAACUGGGAGCAGACAAUAUCUUUGAAGACCAGUCAGAGAUUUGGAGGCUCUGGGUGAAGCUCCGUCAAGACGAGCCUCACCUGUUGGGGAACUUGGAGGAGUUCUUGGCCAAGAUGACGCACCGGAUCAAGGAAGCUCAGAGCGAAAAGGUGACACUAGAGCUGACCUUGAACAAACGGGUCACUGAUCACAACCGGGAGGUGCAGCAGCUGUACGAGGAAAUGGAGCAGCAAAUAAACCGGGAGAAGCAGCACCUUCAGCAUGAGAGUAAAGCCAGAAGUCACCUGCACACCGCGGAGGUGCAGAGAGCACUAGACGUCGUGGAGGGGGAAGUGCAGCGCUUGCUGGUGGUUCAAAGUGAGCUCGAGACCCAAUUCCACAGCCUCAGCACCAAGCAGCACGCUGCCACCAGCGAGAACCAGAGGCUGAAAGAAAACAACCAGGACCUGGAGAACCAGCUGCAGCAAAUCCACAUUCAGCUCCAGGAGACCCAAGGGCAUCUGGGUGCUAUGAGGGGCAGGGUAUCUCAGCCACACAGCGAGGAAGGCAGUGCGCCAUACGGUAUUUCGUUUGCUUCUGAUUUGGGACACAGGACAAGAGUGAUCUCCACAGAAGAAGACCCCUUCACAGAGUUCAUGAAAAAGGGAGAGGCAUUCUUCCAGCAGGAAUUUUCGGGCCAAAGCUCUUUGCUCAGCGAACUGAACAAUGCAAUAGCAGCUCUGGACAACGUGUCUGAACCACAAGUACCAGGGACAGAUGACCUACUGUAUGGGGAUGCUUCUUUACACCCAGCCAGACAAGGUGGGGAUUCGAAGCAAAGAAUCAAGCAGGUCAGAGAUUCGGAGCAUCAGGUGCUCUCAAGAAAUGACAAUGAACCUAAGGCCCUGUCCGAGGCACUUUCAGUCCUUUCCACCAAUCAGGCUACGUCACAAGGAGAGACUCUUAAACAGGGACCAACUCAAGCAGAACCGCAUACACAGGAUGCGAAGCAGGCUCCAGCCUCUGAGCCAGCAACGCACAAUGAGGCUCCAAACCUAAGGAAGAAAGAGAUUGUUUAUGCAGAGGUGCAGCCCCCUGCUGUUUCAGAGCCGGCAAGGCAAGCCACCAUUCCCAAGCAGAACCCACCAGAGGGAGGUGUUCUCCUGCCAAGUGUAUCACAGCCUGGCAUUACAGAGCAGGCGGCGCCAGAUGAAAUACAGAAGUGGGUACCAAUGAAGAGAGAUGUGGUCCUUGCAGAUGUGUGGCCACCUGCUGUUUCUGAGCAGGCACUGCUGAAGGAAAAGCCUCCAGAAAUGAAAGCGCCGGAGAAGAAGACAUUUGAGCAGAGAGAGCCACCAAAACAGGAGACACCACCAACUUAUCUCCCUCACGAGGAAGGUGUAGAAAAUGAACAAGGAGGAGCCCUUCUCAGAGCCAGCCAGCUGGGGGAUACGCCCCAGGCCAAGACGCAGCCCCAAAGCACUGAGAAACCGGAGGCGACCCGGGCAGAAGAGACAAGAGGAGACAGGGAUAUUUUUCAACAAGAGGAGAAGCAAGUGAGCAGCGUGAAGGCGAACGAGGAUGCAAUCCCCAAACUGGGAGGCCAAGGGUAUCAAGGUAAUGUGACACCAGAGCAGCCAGGCGGAACUGCUAAAGGCACCACGGAGACCUGCACUGAUCCAGACCAUCUUUAUAACGUGUUGUUUGUGGGGGACUCAAACGUUGGCAAAACAUCGUUUCUGUACCGGUUACAUGAGGAUUCCUUCAACCCAAGCCUAACUGCUACUAUAGGAAUGGAUUAUCGGGUCAAAAACCUUUUUGUGGACAACAAGUGCUUUGCUCUACGCCUGUGGGACACGGCUGGUCAAGAAAGGUACCAUAGCAUCACCAAGCAGUUCUUCCGAAAAGCUGACGGAGUGGUGUUGAUGUAUGAUGUCACUUCAGAAUACUCCUUCGCGGACGUGCGGUACUGGCUGAGUUGUAUCCAGGAAGGAGCAGGAGAUGGAAUUGUCAUCCUUCUACUUGGUAACAAAUCAGACUGUGCAGCAGAAAGACAGGUAUCUACUGAAGAGGGUGGACGCUUGGCUAAGGAGUGUGAGCUCUUGUUUUAUGAAUGCAGUGCCGCGUCAGGCCACAAAGUCUCCGAAUCCAUGAUUGACUUAGCCAGGUCACUGAAAACUCACGAAGACAGAUUAAAAGCUGAGGUGGUGGAGGUACCAGUGCCACCGAAGAAGAAAAGAGGUUGUUGCAGAUGAUUAAGAAACUCGGUGCUUUGAUUAAAAUAUACAGCCUUGAAAGCAUAAAAAUGGCCCUCUCUUAACCUUCAUCUCUGCUCCUCAGGUCUGACUCGACAGAUUCCCCUUCAGCGUUGCAGAACAAACGCCGUUAUGAGGGCGUGAGUUGCAAUCUGUCUCAUUCGUAGCAAAUCUGUUUCUCUGAUUGCCUAUCCCCACAGUGUGUCUGGGCCUACAACAUGAGUGGGCAAACGUUAUUUCUUUCACUCAGAGAUCAGACCUGUGCUCCUCCACUGCUGCCACCGAUGCAAGAAGCGGAAAGAGCCCCGGUGGAUUUUCAGAUCUCAGAGUGAGUUUUGCAGCCAGCAGACAGAAAAAUCCUCUCGGAGGGUGACAUUCACUCUUGAGCAGGGGGCCUGCGCAAGGCCUAUGAAUGUAUUGCAGGAGAUCUCACAAUUGGGUUUAAGUGGUGCAGGCACCUCUGCACAGUGGUGAAUUUCACUCAGAAUGUGUAAACUGAGAAAAUCUGAUCCAGAUUCAAUUCAGAAAGAAUACACAAUAUGCCUCAAUCUCAUUUUUACAGUCAUUUUUCCGAUUGCACUUUAUAAAGUAUGUCCUCAGUUUGAAGUGUCUUCCUGUUUAUAAUAUCUAGCUUUGCCCCUGCCUACGUCUCAUAUUGUACUACACCAGCAGUCAAUAAAGGAUCCCUACAAAAAUGGCUACUAAAAUUGUGAUUAAAAAAACCAACGGAGGGUAGUUUGAGCAAUGGAACAACCUCCAGGGUAAUGGCUUGUUGCAGUAGAACAGAGGUUCUCAAACUGUGGUCCGCAGACCACCAGUGGUCUGCGAGCUCCAUUCAGGUGGUCCACAGAUAGUUCCCUCUAAGGUACAUGCCUGGGUAGCCGUACACAAGAGAAUGAAGGGCCACCCACGUAAUUAGUGGAGCCGGGCAGGGGUGGCUACACUAAUUAGGUGCCUGGACCCUGGAGAAGACGCACAUGUAAGGUGAGGUGGUGGCCUUGGGAGGAAUAAGGCGUAGGUGGGAGGGGGCAGUGGGGUGAGAAGGGGGGAGGGAAUUUGGGAUGUGCAGGGCGGCACUGGCCAGAGAAAGAGGUGACUUUCCCCAGCUCCAGGGCUGUGGCUGCCAGGGGAGAGACCCCCCUCCUUCCCAGCCCCAGCUUAGUGGCUGCUGCAGCGGGGGAGACCUCCGCUCCUUCCCAGCCCCAGCUUGGGGACUGCCGCAGCAGGGGAGAGAGGGCACAUCCACCACAUUAGAAAGGUAAGACUACUGGUAUUAAAAUAUGAGUUGUGUGCUUUUAUUUGUAGAACAAAAAAAGUUUAUUAUUAUUAUGUUUUUUUUUAAUAUAGUGCUUUUAUCCAAAGCACUUUACAAUAGUUAGCUAACGGUACAAACAAUAUUUGGAAAGAUCAUUAAGUGGUCCACCGAGACCCUCGGCAAUUUUCAAGUGGUCCGCGAAAAAGGCAGUUUGAGAACCACUGCCUUAGAACAAUUCUGGGUAUAGGGAAAGCAAGGUUUUGCAAGCUUUUUACAAAUGCAAUUGCUUUUUUUUUUUUAAGUGCAUUUUGUGCUUAUUAACUUGGGAGUGACACAAGCACCAGAAAUAUUAGUAUUCCGGUUUAAAUUACAAUUUAAUCUACAAUUAUCAUGUAGAUAAUUGUGCUUUUGAGAGCUAAGGAUGCAAACAGUUAAGGACCAGAUCCUAGCUCAGAAUCAUGUGCCUACAUACCUUUGCAGAUCUGGGUCUAAGUGUAUAAGAGCUAAGUGUUAUUGUAGAGCAGCGUUAAAUAUUGCUGGGGGAUUUGUGUAACCUCUAGCACUUCAGUGGGAUUUAUUUAAAUAUUUUUGUUUAAAAAUCUCAGUGUAUCAGACUUGGAGACAAUAGCUUGGAUGGGUUUGGGGCCAAUUAUUAUCAUCAUCAGUGUUAUUUAACAUUUAUAUCCCAGAGGCCUCAGCCAGGUCAGGGCCCCCAUUUUGCCAGGUGCUGUCCAAACGUAGAGACAUGAUGAGUCUCUACACUAUAAAUAAAAGUGUAUUUUAACUUA
Messenger RNA from Caretta caretta (loggerhead turtle), 5050 nucleotides. The record is from RefSeq and is a predicted model, not a curated record. NCBI's taxonomy places the organism in Eukaryota, Metazoa, Chordata, Testudines, Cheloniidae.